Messenger RNA from Python bivittatus (Burmese python), 1748 nucleotides. The record is from RefSeq and is a predicted model, not a curated record. Lineage: Eukaryota; Metazoa; Chordata; Lepidosauria; Squamata; Pythonidae.
GGAGCAUUUCUCUCUGUGCCCAGGAUGAUGUGACCCUUUUCUUGUGAAAUCCGGCUUCUGUGCAAAGUUUACCUUUCAUCGAGACCUUAAAGAUUUAAUCACUGGCUGAGUUGCCAGAGACACAGCAGCAGAGGAAGAGAGAGCGAGGCUUCCCUGCCUUGAACAUGGCUGUUUUCAGCUGGCUGGUCAUUCUUUCCCUGCUAUUCCUCUGGUUCUGGAAGAGCAGACGUCCCAAAGGUUUCCCUCCGGGGCCUUGGCACCUGCCCCUGAUUGGGAAUCUGCUUCAGGUCAGGAUGGGGAACCCUCUGAAGGACUUGGAUCAGUUAGCAAGAAAAUAUGGUUCUGUCUUCUCUCUUUAUGUUGGAAGCAAACCUGUAGUCUUCACUCAUGGAUUUCCUUCAGCAAAAGAGGUCCUCGUGAUAAAAGGCACAGAAUUUGCUGGGAGGGCAAGCUUUUAUAUUAUGGAUGUAAUCAGUAAGAAAAAAGGCAUAUUCUCGCUACCUUACAGUGAAGUGUGGAAGGAGCAAAGGAGAUUUUCAGUGAUGCUUUUCAGAAACUUUGGAGUGGGCAAAAAUGUGAUGGAAGAAAAGAUCUUGGAGGAGGCAACCUAUUUGAUUGAGGCGUUUACUGAAAAGACGAGUCUGCCUUUUGAUCCUUAUGAGUUCAUUGACGGUGCCGUCACCAACAUACUUUCUACCAUACUAUUUGGGAAACGUUUUGAAUACGACAGCAGCUUCCUCAGAACCCUGCUGGACCUGAUACAUCAAAACAUCAAACUUCCAGCAGGACCGUGGGCCUUGCUUUACAAUGCGGUGCCCUUAGUGAGGAGGCUUCCACUGCCCCAUCAGAAAAUACUAACAAAUGCCAGUAAGAUCUUUGCUUUGCUUGAAAAAGAACUGGAUGAACACAAGGCAACUUUGAUUCCUGGAGAACCCCGGGAUUUCACUGAUGCCUAUUUAGAAGAAAUACAGAAGACAGAGAGGAAAGGUUCGAGUUUUGAAGAAGAGCAACUACGAGUCUUACUCUCUGACCUGUUCAUGGCUGGAACAGAGACGACGUCAGGAACACUUCUGUGGGGAUUCCUCUAUUUGAUGGCCUUUCCAGAGAUCCAAGAGAAAUGCCAGAAGGAAAUAGACGCUGUUCUGGGAAACAAUGCAAGCCUGAAGUAUGAAGAUCGAGUAAGGUUGCCCUACACAAAUGCCGUCAUUCACGAAAUCCAACGCAUUACAAGUAUUGUUCCUCUUGGAGUAGCUCAUAAAUCCAUUAAGGAUGUGCAGCUUUUUGGAUACCAAGUUCCCAAGAACACCAUGGUUUUUGUCAAUCUCCACUCUGCCCAUCGUGAUAAAUCUCAGUGGAAGUUCCCAGACGAGUUCACCCCCUCCAACUUCCUGAAUGAAAAGGGAGAGUUUGUGAAGCCGGAAGCCUUUUUGGCAUUUUCAGCAGGACCAAGAGUCUGCUUAGGGGAAAACCUGGCUCGGAUGCAGCUCUUUCUCUUUUUCACCAGCAUUCUCAGAAACUUCCAGUUAUUGUGGCCAGAUAAAUCGCAAGCUCCAGAUUUUACACCACACUUUGCGAUUACACAAUCCCCAUCUCCCUUUAAGGUGUCGCUGAAAUGUCGCCAGCCAAGUGAAUAGAUCUAAGUGAGGAUCUGCAAGACAGCCUCAUUCUCUCCAACAGCCAGUGGCCAUCUCUACUUCAACUUUAGCACUUAGAUCUUCUUUAGAAAUAAAGUGCUACCUUAUGCUGAA